Neoarthrinium moseri is the source of this 402-nucleotide messenger RNA. RefSeq lists its product as uncharacterized. NCBI's taxonomy places the organism in Eukaryota, Fungi, Ascomycota, Sordariomycetes, Amphisphaeriales, Apiosporaceae. The record is from RefSeq and is a predicted model, not a curated record. The transcript has a single exon. Bases 1 to 402 code for a protein of 133 amino acids.
AUGCAAAGCGAAUCCUCCCAGACCCUCCACAAGCCGCCCUUGGGUACCCUAUGGACCAGCUGGCCGUUCUCCUUGCCACCGACAUGGCCGCCGCCGUCUGCGCCCACCACAGUCGCCGAAAGCACGCCCAUUGCCCCUAUCUCAUCCUGGACGACGACAACGGCAUCGCCGCCGCUCGCGUCCACCACCACGGCGCCCAGCGACGACACCGGGUGGACGCACCACCAGAAGGCCGGCACCGUCAUCGGGCUGGUCCUGGGGCUGUUCUCCCUGCUGGUCGCCCUGUGGCUCGGAUGGCACCUGGUGCAGAAGCGCUGGGCGAGGCAGGAGGCGCUGGUGGAGGAGGAGGAGCGGGGACCAGGGAGACGAGCUGCUGCUGGAUCAAGGGCGGCGGGCACAUGA